This is a messenger RNA of Capronia coronata CBS 617.96, 747 nucleotides long. RefSeq lists its product as uncharacterized. Gene Ontology annotation, cellular component: cytosol. NCBI's taxonomy places the organism in Eukaryota, Fungi, Ascomycota, Eurotiomycetes, Chaetothyriales, Herpotrichiellaceae. The record is from RefSeq and is a predicted model, not a curated record. Gene Ontology annotation, molecular function: RNA binding. The transcript is spliced from 2 exons. Bases 1 to 747 code for a protein of 248 amino acids.
AUGGCUCCGCGAGGAAGAGGAGGCAAAUUCUCCAAACCAUCGAGAGGAGGCGGCAAACACUUCUCACGCGACCUCCAACCGCUCGACAAAGAUGGCAACCCUCUCGGGAUGUGGCGCGACCCAGCCGAAGCGAAAGCAUCGUCGUCCGAAUCGUCGUCCGAAGAAGAAUCAUCUUCCGAAGAAUCCUCCGACGGCGGUGUCGGUCCAUCAACAUCUUCUGCCGCCGGCAGCGAAUUGACCCGCGAACAGCGCCGCGAAGCCGCCCGCCUACGCAAACAGGCCGCCAUCGCACGGAAGAACCGCAAGGCCGCCGCGCCGGGAGACAUGCCGACCAGUUCGUCCGAGUCUGAAGAUGAGGAAGAAGACGCGGCCAACAUGCCGGCCAACCCCAACCAUACGUCGAAAGCCCGGACGCAGGCGCGCGCCGUCACGGGCCCCAGCGGCGAAACUACCGUCAAGAAGGACACGGAGAACUUGAGCCGGCGCGAACGCGAGGCCCUGGCAGCCCAGCAGGCCAAGGAGCGGUAUCAGAAACUGCAUGCCGAGGGCAAGACCGACGAGGCGCGCGCCGAUCUGGCCAGACUCAAACUCAUCAAAGAACAGCGUGAGGCGGCUGCCGCGCGGAAACUGGCUGAGAAGGAGGACCGAGAGGCCCAGGAGAAGGAGAGGCGCGAUCGCGAGGCGAAGAUGAGAGAGGCGGCUAUGGGCGGCUCGACGGCCAAGAAGGGGUCCAAGGGCAAGAAAUGA